AAACGAGCCUCCCCCUAACAGCUUGACUAUGACCCGCCCCCGCGAACCAGAAACAGGAGAUAGUCUGACGGAUAGCGCAGGAGAAAGCCAGGUUGGAGCUGCCCCGGGAAGUCGGGAGUCUGCCAGAGUCAACGCAGAGCAACGCCAUUUCCCCAUUCACUAAGGGAGCUUAAAACUGAAACUACAGGUAUGAUAUUUUUGGUUAUAUUCGGUUAUUUUCCUGACAAAAUAACGCCCCUUAUCCCGGUCUAAGCGCGGCUAAGCUCUUUACCCGGGCCUGGGAACGGCCCUUAGGACUUAAGCGGCAGACUGAAGCAGCAGACCGGGUCAGAGAUUUCAGGAGAGAAGGAGGCUGGGUCACCAACAAGACGAGGCCUGUGGGGCAGACGUUCACGCCUCCUUGUUAAGGGAAUGCUUGCGAAAGACACAUACUUUAGUGUUUCCAACAUUUCGGACCAUGUACAAGCGAUGAGGAUUUCUCUGGGCUAAUAAUUUGAUUGACCGGUAUUUCGAUUUAACGUCCAACCGUGUUAUCCGACCACUUUCUGCCGAGUGGAUCAGUGAUUGUCGUAGUUUAACACUUCUAACCUAACGCAGCUUGUAACUACCACGACCACUGACACAUUUAGAGGCAGAAAGUCGCCUGUAAAGAGACUCGUUAACACCGGCUAACAUUAGUGAGUGGCCCACGUUGGUUAGCUCGCUCUGGUGUUAGCUAGCUCAUUCAUAGCCUUUUCCUGCAUGCUCUUUACUAUGUUAGCAACUACUUGUAGCCACGUCCAGGCCACUCUUGAGCCUCCUCCACCACUACUCUUUCUUGCCAGUCAUGUUGGUUGUAGUUAGCUGACCGCUGGUUUAUGUGUCUCCUCACACUUUUCCUUCGACUUUCAUUGGGUUAUCAAGUGAUUUUUGAGCUGGAUGGGCCAGUCCAACUAGGGCAGUUAACGCUGGAUCAGUUUUACAUUUUCAGUGAAUGUAGUCUAUACACAUAGUUUGUACACUGCCAUUUCAUGUUUUGGAUCAAUAGUGCACAUAAGGCCCACGAUCAGACGUGACCAAGCAUGCUGGGACAUUUGGUAUUAAAGUGUAGUGAUCAGCCCAUUUUGAAUCAGGCCAUUGCAAAGACAGUCAGAGGUGUUGUUUUUGAUCACGGAUACCUUUAGUUGAUCGUCACUGUAGUUGGCAACAUCACACGUCAGCAAUAAGGUGGUGACUGGAGACAUGACGAUGCAUAUCUGUCACUUGUGUGUCCUGAUGGCUUCAGGGUGUAUCUUUUCAGGUGGUAACCUAACUUCAGUGUGAAGCUAACUGAGAACUUGUUGGUGUUUUUGACAAUCCUGCAGAGGUAUUUUCUUUUAUUGUGUGAAACAUGCUUCCUUAUUUCAGACUUCAGAGGAAGAGCAGGGGGUUUCAAAGGAACCACAUUUUUUUUGUAAAUGUAUUUCAAGUACUCUACAUUGUACUUUGGCACUUUCUUUUUAGUUUAUGACCAAGAUACUGAUUGUGGUGAAUUGCUACUUUGUUAUCCUAACAACCUGACCACUUAGGCAGAAUUAUGAUCUAAUUGUCCUACAUAUGACUCUCAUUUAGAUAUAACCUACGAUCAGUGAAACUGUGCCUUGAAUCUAUUUGAUACACAUUUGUUGUAACAGACUGCACUGGAAGUGUUUUUUAUGCUACAAUGACACUCAUUAAACUUUAACAGUUGGUCAAGUAUCACAAAAUAUCUAAGAGCAAGGAGAGGUGAGCAUUUGCAUUUUUACUGGAACUGACACCAUCAUAACACUUGCUGCAUUCAAUUUUCAUACCGUAGAUUACAUAUGUGGUCUGUGGGAAACCAACUACAGAAACUGCUCAUUUGAAUACCUCCAGUUUUGGGCUUUCCUGAAACCAUAGACUGGCUGUUAGCUCUUGAACAUGUUGACUGUUGAGUGCAGCAUGGCCUGGUUUUCAAGGACUGUCAGCACUGCUCUUUUGGCCUGAUAGAUAUCAGGAGUUCCCUCUCUCUCCUGUCCUGCCAAAUCAAAAGGCCCGGCCAGCCAAGUGGCCAGAUUCCGGGGAGCCAACAGCCCGAGAGGGCUUUGUCCUCCUGGCUCAUUUUGAUGCUGGGACAAGGCUCAGGCUGCACAAUAAGGAAGCACAUGCACCUUCCACUCUGAGUGAGGCCUGGAAGAGAAAGACAGCAAGCAGGCCUCAAACUUUCGCACUGCCUGCUCCACCCAUACCUAAGAGGCCAAGAAGCAGUGUUGCUUUGAGAGUUAUUUCACAGCUUCAUUUUUUUUCUGACAUGGGAGUUCCCUGAAACAUGAAACGAAUACAUAAAAAAGAAUUUCCUGAUUUGGUAGCUGGCCGCUGAGCACUGAACUGAAAACCUUUUUCACCCAUGCUGCAAAGGUAGUACAUACUGUACUUGAGCCUCUACAGUCUUUGCUCUGAUGUUAUAAAACUUAGAAAGUACUCUUGUGAGUAAAGGAAAACAUGCUGCUGGUAUAGGGUUUCUGUAUUGAUAUGUCACCAUCUAUUAUCUCCAAAUGAGGUCACAGAUUAGAUAACUAUUCAGCAGACAGAAGAGACUGACAAACUCUUCUAUUCAGUGAAAGUUGGUGGUUUUGAUUCAUGGUUUGUGUCUUGACUUUGUGCCCAGUUUUCUCUUAAACCUACAGUUUUUUUCAGCUGAAUAUUUUUUCAUGAGUUUGCCUUCAGCUGUAGCUCAUUGAGUACGGAGGAAUGCAUGCUCUUUGACACAGAUGCCAUACAAGCAGCUCAGAGGAAAUGAAGUGGAGAGGUAUGAUAGGUUAGGUAUAAAGCCAACAUUAAAACAAAUCACAACAUCAUUUCUUGACAACCAUGGCUCCUCUUAAAUAUGUCUAAAAAUAUUAAAAAUGGUUUGAAAAGAUGAUCUCACGGGAGCUCAGGGAGAAACUUGGUGCUGAAAAAGCAAAACGAGAAGUAAAAGGUACUCAUUAUUAUAACCGUCUUGUUACACUCUUGUGUGUUUUUGCAGAUGUACAGAAACAAGGUCAACAUAACACUAUAGCGCUAAGCCUUCCACUCCUCAGGAAGGCCUGCAGUGGAAAGUUAUUCUUAAAUGUAUUAUCAUGGGUAAUCUGCUUAAUCCAAAUUACUAAAGAGGUCUGCUCUACGACGCUGACUCCCACGCUAUAUUACUGCCACAGAUCUCAAGGAUAGGAUGUGAUUGGGCUGCAUAGUGUCUGGUGGUUUGCUGUCAGUGCCACCCUACAUGCAGGUUUUAUUUUGGUUCUUUAGGUAUUGCUGUUAGAAACACACCUCAAAAUUUCAGUUUUUUUUCACCUUUUUCUUGGCAAAGUUGAAGUCAACACGCUUGGACAGAGAAAAUAUAACAAUUUAUAAAGUAUUUAAUUCAAAAGUAAAAAAAAAAAAAGGAAACCAGAGGAAGAUUAUGAAUUCUUGCGCAGUGUUGGAUCAUUGGAUUAAUCAGAUUACUUGGCUGAGGCGCUGCAUUAAUUAAUAUGCAUGUGUGUAAAAUGUAUGAGUAACUGUUGCUAUGACAAAUAAAUCUAUUGCAUCUCUUGCCAUCAUGCAGACAUUUUUCAGUCUUUUGAUGCCAAGAAAUGACAGUUAUUCUUGUAGCUGCUUUGGAUUAGGUGGUUUUAAAACGAGCACUAAAUUAUAACUGAUUUAUUUGAAUUGAUCUGUCAGUUCAAUCUUUCUGUGGAGCCUGGACAUAACUAAACAAAGCUCCUUAAAAAAAAUUGAUGGCAGAUGUGAAACUCAAGUCAUCCCAGGACCUCUUGACUCUGUCAACUUUGCCUGCUCUUGAAGAAGACCCUCUUCUCUGUGGGCCUGAGGCAGACAGGGGCCAAACUGCAGCUGCAGCAGCCCCCAGCUCUGGGUGACACUUGCUUGUGGGUGUAUUUUUGCCUCUUGCAAAUCCAUCAUAAUAUGAGUCUAGAAUACCACCGAGUUGUCCUUGUGGGGGCUGAAGGAGGGGAGUGACAAAACGAGACAGUGAGUGAGCCAUCUUCAAUUUAGCUGAGUUGUUCUUGACCUAUUUUGUCACCUUUUAAGCUGCCAUGAGAGAAGCUGGUGGCUUAUACUCUCCUUUUAAUAACUUACUCUAUCUGUCCAGUCACAGGAAAUGCUUCAAGUGGAUUUUUUUAUAACUGAAACAGAAACCAAGUAGUGAAGAGGAGUGGCAGCAGAUACAGUGAAUGUUUGAGCUGGAAAGGAAACCAAUUUCUCUAAGUUGACUGUGCACCAAUAUAAAGUUUGAAAUGUUCUCAGGUGACUCCUUCUUCAACCAGUGACUGAUAAGAGUCUUUAUUGUAUCAGGAUUACUCAUUGUAUUGAUCUAUUAUAUGUGUUAUAGGCCCAACUAGGCCCUAGUUAUACGUAAAGUCGUAUCGCUGGUGUAGUCUAAUCUAAUUGGAUCAUGCCAUGAAGAGAGACGAUGACAUGAGUAGGAGUCCCUCUCUUGCACCUUCUCUGCAAUGCAAAUGUGCUUACACCUCCUUUAUACUGCCUCUGCAGCUUCCAUAAUGUUGUACAUGUACAGUGUGUGUAAAUUAUCAGCAGUGUGCCUCAAAGAUGUUGGUGUCAACUCGGAGUACAGACUUAUAGCACAGUUAUCCCUUAUUUAUAUGUGUGUCUUUCUUUCCUCAUCUUUUUUAGAAUGGCGGUGGAUAUCUACGACUCUCAGUACCUGCUCAUCCUGGCCCCUUCCCUGGUCAUCGCCCUCAUGUUCCUCUUCUUCUGGCUCUUCAUGAAGGAAACCUCGUACGACGAGGUGCUAGCCAGGCAGAAACGGGACCUCAAGCUACCACCAUCCAAGCCAGACACCCGUAAGAGGAAUGAGAAGAAGAAGAGCAAGAAGAAGGAGAGUGCCAGCGGAGGAGGCGGUGGAGGAGGUGGAGGCGGAGGAGAGUCAGAGGAGGACGUUCGGGAUUUUGAUGGGGUCGAUGGUGCCAACAGCUCCUCUCUAGAGGUGGAGGAAGAACCUGCACCAGUGGUCACACCAGAGCCAGAUCCACCAACACCCACUCCAUAUGUGCCUGUUUCAGCGACUCCAGAAGCUCCUGUCAGUCUGAGGGAGAGGAAGAAGAAGGAGAAAAAGGCGGCCAAAGCUGCAGCGGCUGCUGCUGCUGCAGCUGCAGCUGCUGCAGCUUCCUCCUCGGAUGAGCCAGAAGUGAACGGCUCAAAGCCGAUCAGCAAGAAGACAGAGCAACCUCUGGCUACAAGCAAACAGUCCAUUCCUCCCUCCCCUCCGAUUGAGGCCCAGGUCCAGGUCACUCAGGCUCCCGUUCAAGCUCAGACGCCUCCCCAAAGCUCUGGGAGGAAGAAGAAGGAGAAGAAACAAAAAGCAGAGCCUGGUGAGUAGCGGGUAACAAAGUUACAAAUGGAAAAAGUUAAGUGAAGUGAGUGUAAGCUAAGUCAAAGAGGGAGGUGGUCAAAGAAUGUGAAAUAGGAGGUUAGCCACAGACACCACAACCUCAUUAAGUGUAAGGAUAAUUGAAUUUCCUCAAUUGUUAGUCUUAAAACAGCCUGCUGGAGAUUGACAGCAUUAUUCCCUUAUCUGUUCUUUUCCAGUUGAUGACCAGCAGCCCGAGGUUAAAGCAGAACAGGCUCCAGCUUCAGCCAAGAAGGAGGCCCCUGUUGUUGCUGAAACCAAAGUUCUGGAUGGUGCAGCUCCAAGUGCUCCCAGUGGCAGGAAGAGGAACUCUGCCAAAAAACAGAAGACCGAGCCUGGUAAUGAUUGUACAGUGGUCUCAAUUUCUUUUAAGAGACCAUGAUCUGUUUUUAAACUAUCGCCUUAACAUUUCACCUUGCAUUGCGUUUUUUUUUUUUCUCCAAAUCCAGUUGAUGAUGCCAAUGUUAAGGCCGACUCAGCGGCUCCUGCCAACCACCAGGCAGCCCAUAAUGAUGAUGCACCAUCCAAAGGCAGUGGCAAGAAACAGAAGAAUGAGACGGACAAAGGUAAGAGGAAAAAAGAAAUCGUACUCUCAGUCUUUGGCUCUUUUUACUCCUGCAUCUGUAAGCUGAAUAGAAUCUUCUGUUUUGUGUGUUUUCAGAGAACACAGAGGUGAAGCUAAAGGAGCUGCUGACUGGUCUGUCCAGCCUGGCACUGUCAGAAGCUGAAGCUGUCAGUGUGAUUGCCCUGCUCCGUGAGAAGAGCCCAACUGCCUUGGACACCUGGCAGAAGGUGAGACAUGAAUAAGAGAUCAGUUUAAGCUUGAUGUUCUAACAAACAGGUGACAUUUUGCCCUAAUUUGCAUAUAACGGGAGAGUUAUGUCUGUAGUCGGACUUGUUUUUCAGGCUUUAUUUAAUUAUACAUGUUCCACCACCAGACUGCUGCAAGGUCUGAUCCUGCCACACAGGAACGAGAGAGACUCCUCACAACUCUGCAAGAGGAGGCCUCCAUUGCCAAGGACAAAGUGAAACAGCUCAGCCAGGUCUAGAUUCCCAAGUUGCACUUUAUGAACACUUGCUAGAUCGCCAUUCACGUCGCAGGAAAACUUGUGUUGAUUUCAGUAGGGAGCUCACUCUUGCCCUCUCGCUCCUGCGAUUUUAGGAGCUUCAGGUGGAGAAGCAGAAGACUGGCCGUGUGGAGGCCAUGAUGAGAGAGCAACGUACAGCCAUGGAGAAAGAACUUGGGGGGAUGCAGGCCAAAGCUCAGGGAAGUUACCAAGAGCUCCAGACCAUGCAGAUAAAGGUGACACCUCUGAUUCCUGGCUUGAGUGUAGAAAUAAAUUAACUUAUUUUGAGAUGUUGUUUCUUUUCCUAUCAUGGCAAACAGCCAUCAUCAGUUCAAUGAUGUGAAGGCAUUCUCCUCACAGACGCCAAAUCCUGCUUUCUGACGCUCUUUUCUUUUACGUGUAGUUCCAGCAGGUGAGGGAGCAGCUGGACAGCCAGAUCACUCGACUGCAGCAGGAAAACGGCAUCCUGAGGGAUGCAGUCAGCUCCGCCACCAACCAAAUGGAGAGCAAGUGAGUUACCCUACUAGUUAUCCAAGUUUUGUUAGAAUUGUAUAUCAGGUCCUGAUAUUUCCACAGUUGUUUACUUAAGAGGGAACUCUGUGCGAUAGGAGUUACAACCUGCACCCUUAGUACCCAGAGGAGUGGGACUUCAUUAUGACAGAUUGAAUUGAUUCCAGGAUUGUCUAAACAAUAUUAAAUUAGGAAAAAAGUAUUUAUGAUUAGAUUUUUCCACUCCACUUACCUGUGAUUAUGAAAUGACUCACUGUGCAGGCAAAAUCUUUCUGCCUGCACAGACACACAACAGUAAACGUCUUGUACUGGCUAUUUGUAGAUGCUAUCACUAACAUUCUGCAAAAAUGCCUCAUCAACCCUCUUCACAUCGCUCCUUUGUGCUUGUGUCUGCGUGUGUGUUUGUCUUGAUAGGAAUUCAGCCGAGCUGAAUAAGCUGCGUUCCGAGUACGCCGCUCUGAUGAAAGAACUGGCGGAAAACAACGGCAAGCUGCAGCAGGAGGAGCACCAGAGGAAGUCGCUGGAGGUCAGCUACAAGCAGAACGUGUCCCAGCUGGAGGUAUGCUCAUCCAGAUGCACAAUGUGUUUAUUUAGCCUGCGCUUAGUUUCCCCAACCGAGACCCAGAUGGAAAAGAACAGAUCUGCUCAACACCUUGGAAUUCCACACAGCUUCGAAAAGCGAGUGGGUGUGGUGACUUUAUCAGGGAAAUGGGAGGGGGUAUCGCUGAAGUCCCGGGUUAGGGUGUGGGAAAAAAGAACCUGCAUUGGGAGGAGUGUGUUGGCUUUAGAAGCUGGAAUGCUGGAGGUUUUGUGCUGCGUAUAAACAACACUUUCCUGCGAGACACUCGGAUCAGCCUUUCCUGUCUUUUCACUGAACACCUUCAAAGAUGAACUCUAAAGUUGCUUGCUCAACACAGACGAGUCUGAGCUCGAAAAUCAUGCCCAAAAGUUAGGGCUUUUGUGAUAGAAGACUUGUUCCCAAAAUCAGAUUUUCUGACAAGAUACCAGUAUUAGAAAGUAUUGUUUUCUAGAUCCACGUCUGUUGGAAACCUAAAGGACCAAGUCUCGUUGAACUCCUGCACUCUCUAUACACGUCAACCUCCAUCAUUGACCGCUGAGUAAUGAUAUUGACAGCAAGAAGACAGAUGGAUGUAUGACAUUUGUUAUCUUACCCCGUGUUUUAGAGCUGUACACUCGAGCACUUCAAAGCGUAGGAUCUUGACGCCCACUCAAGCCACCCCUGAUAACAUUUUGUAGGCACUUGUUUUCUCGUAUAAUGUGUGGGUGAAGAAAAAAAAACGCAUCCACCAAAUUGGCUACAUCUCUCCACUCUCAGGCUCAGCUGCAGGAAGCAAAGAGACGGUGGGAAGACCUGCAGAAUUUCUGCCACGGCGUCAACGCUGAGAGAGAGAAACUUCAGACCUCUAAGCAAGGUGAUGAAACAUGAUACGACUAAGACAAACGAAGCCCCAGACUCGUCUCAUUUCAGAUUCAAAUGAACGGUCUUUUCAAGUGGCUAAAUGUGUUUGUGUUGAUGUGUUGGUGCAGAGCUCCACAACCAGCUGUUGACAGCAGAGACAGAGAUGAACAACAAGAACAAGGAGCUCCAGACCCUGCACAGCAGCCUGACUGAGGCCAUGGUAGCCAAAGAGAGGCUGGAGGAGAGAGUGCUGGAGCUCAUGGAGAUGUCGCAGCACAGCAUGCCGGAUGACUCACUGCAGGCACGGGUUCAGGUGAGACACAAUAACAUCACUCAUAAAAAAAACUAAGAAAUUAACUUCAAUUAGCAUGAUUGGCUCCAUCGUGACUGGUGUGGAUUGAUAAUUGCGUUUUGUCUGUGAAGUAAAACAACACGAUCUAAUACAUGCUUUUGUUGACAGGAACUUAUGAAUGAAAACAAAAGUCUUCAGGUCCAGAGUGAGAGCUUGCAGGCCCAGAUCUCUUCACAGGUAUAUUUUAAACCAUUUACACGCUUGUCUUGAAAACGAUCUAAUAAUGUGAUCGUAUUUAGGCUAAUAACCUUUCUUUCCUGCUCAUUUAGGCCACACAUGUCUCCCACAUUGAGGAGCUACAGAAACUGUAAGAACUGCUUUCACUUUUGUUUUUACCUUUUAACACACACUGACUGCAUUCAUAGGGAUAUUGUUAUUCUUUGUAUGCUUGCCUAACUUGUCCUCUCCCCCACUUUCGGUUCAGAUUGGCCGAAAAGGAACUGCAGAGGAAGAGUCUGGAGGAUUCUCUAAAUGCCGAGAGAAGCAGCGGGGCCAGUAGAGAAACCAACAUGCAGGUAUAGUCACAUGAGAGCUUCAUCUACAGCUUCUUAUGCUAACAUUGCUGCAGGUUCAUUAGUCUGCUGGAAUUUGCAGAGGCCUUUCACUGCGUUGGGAGGGCGAAAACAGAUCCACAGUUUCAGAGUUUUUUCUCCAUCUCUUUAUUCUUCUGCAGGCCUUGCACAACGAGAACAUGUCACUGAAGGCAGAGGUUCAGAGUCUGCAGGCACAGAUUUCUGAUCAGGUAACCUACAUACCUCUCUGCUGCUCUUCCACGUUAAGACAGAAAACCCAUGCUCCCCUUUAUCGGACACACCCUCUCUUACUGUUUGCAUUCAUCUCUCCCUGUACAGGCUGCCUCUCAGAUGGUGUUGGACCAGUUCCAGAAGAGGUGUGUUUGUGUGAAAACUGGGACAUAUUUUAAAUACAUAAGCUGGUUCAGCUUGUUUCUCUGUCGAUGGAAAUAAGUCAUAAUGAUUAACCGACGGCUCUUUUGAAACCUUUCUCCCUGCUCAGUGUCCUGGAAAAAGAGGAGAACAUGAAAACAGUGGAGGGUCUUUUGGAGAAGGGGCUGAUCGAGGUGGCCAACAAGGAGGAAGAGCUCAAGGUGUCUGUUGAUUUAUUUAUUUUUUGUUUAGAAAGAAACAGGAAACAAAAGUCAUUAGUCUGACACCAGCAUGCUUAAUGACUCUGCACUUCAGUGCUUGCCUUGUAAUCACGAGUCCUAAUGGGCAAAAAUAACUGAGGUAAUGUCUCAUCCUCAUGCAGACUGUAAGAGAAGAGAACGAGACUCUGAAACAAGAAAUGGAGACCAUGAAAAGAGUGACAGCAGAACAGGUGAAAUGCCUAAAAAUGUUACGAAUGACUUGUAGCUGCUUUUUUCAUAAAUCAUAGAUGACUUUUUUUUUAAUCAUCUGUCCCUUUCAUUGCAGGUAUCAUCAGAGUCAGUAGUAGAGGAACUCCAGAACAAGUAAGACCAAUGAAGUAGUUAGGGAUCAUCACGAUCUCUUUGUACAGAUGAGUUAAAAAAACAACACAAACUCUGAUGUAGUCACAGUGGUGCCAACCAUUCAUUUCCAAAGAGGUGUUUAAGCAAAUGAGUACUGUCCCUCAAUAUGCAUAUCUCAUAUCCUUAUACGCUGAGAGUAGGUGACUUGUAUAUUACCCACACUCUUGCAGUUGUUAUGUAAGGGAUCAUUUAUAAGGAGUGUGUUAUUGCAGGACCUGGGAAUCCGGGCAUGUAGAGCAGGACUCUAAUUCAAAGCUCUGGCUUCAUAUCAGAAUUUUUCUUCCUUAUGUUUCUGGUUUGAACAGUGUCAUCUAGCCACUGCUGCUGCUGAGAGUAGUUCAAGCCCAAACACUGUCCACUGACACGUGAUCCCAUAAACCUUUUGCUGCCAUUUAACAAAAACUGGGCUGUAAUUAAUUCAAUCAUUAACAGAUAACUGCAACAAAAAAAAAAAGUGUGACUCUAAAUCUUAGUCACAGUACAGACGAGGAAAAUCAAGACCCAUGUUGUGAUAUCACCAGCUGCUGAACCAUCGCCUUCCUCUCCCAGAGGCAUUUACUACAGGGUUGAUAGAGGUUGACCAGGAGGUCUGAGAGUGGGGUCAUGGCAGUGUUACUGCGGCUUUGUUCACCCUUCACUCUUUCCAUUGAAAAUAUCCUAAUUUAGUUUCACUUACACUAGUUAAUCAGCGGUGGCAGCUUUGCCAGCCAGCUCCUAUGAAAAGCAGCUCAUGUCAUAAUUACUUAUUACAUAACCAAAGGCCACUACUUAGUCUAGUGUGAGCAUAUUCAAGCUAAUCCCCAAACACAGCCCUGAUAGUGAGACUUUUAACACCUGAUCCCCUCUUGUGUGUCGUUGAGCUAACUCUUGUAGCAGAUAUCAUUAUAGAAAUGAAUGUCGGGGGGAUUCCACGUAAAGACUCUUGUUUCACUUCUCUUUCUAGGAUUCAAGAGAGGGAUGUGAAGCUAAAAUCAAUGGAGGAGAGUCUCCAGGCAGCGCAAGACAGUGGUUCGGCCAAAGAGAAGACAGCAGAGGUGUGGCUUUUAUGUAUCAAUGAAACACAUUUUCACGGCAUCCCCUCUGCUGCACAUGUUGUAUUGGCUCGGUUUGAGCUCGUGUCUGAAGCAGUUUGUGUCUCACAGGCUCUGGAGCAGCAGUUGGCCGCCCUGCAGGCAGAGAUAGAGCAGCUGAGACAGAGGGAGAUGCCAGAGGAGCAGAGCGGCUCUGAUACCCAGCUCCAAGAACUCCAGGCUCAGUAAGUCAACCCUCACACUACAGGCACACACAUGUUCAAACACACAUACUUAGAAUUUACCCUGCAAAACAUCAAGCUGAUAAUGAGCAAAUCUGACCCACAGACUGGCUGCCAAGGAUCAGGAGAUCCAGAAGCUUCGGGCUGAGAUGGAGGCAAGAACUGUGGAGAUGAGUGAGAAGAUCGAGCAGGUCCAUCAACAGGUACAUUCAUAUUUGAUCCUGCUUUUAUUUUUAUUAUAUCCUUUUGAGUAUUUGCUUUAACCUGACUUUUUAAAACCUUUUCUCGCACAGCAGUCCCAUACAGCAGUACCAAGCCAGGAGCUGCUUUCAGAGUGAGUAAUGUUGCAUCCAAACACAACAGUACAUUCACAUGUGUAUAAUUAAAAAGACUCUUUACUGCAUCGUAACUCUGAGUAACUCAUGAGUUCUGGUCUUGUCUGCCAGGUUGUCAGAGAAGAACAAGCAAGUCUCAGAUCUGCAGGCUGAGCUGGCUGAGUUGAGGGACUCUGUGGAGCUUCAUAGGAAGAAGAACAAUGUAGGUUUUCGGCGAUGAGUUGAGUUGUAAAACCCCUGCAACCCCGCUCCCCACCUUCCUUAUUGUGUGGACCCCAAAACUCUCCCCUCACACUGGUGCUGAACACCGCAUACAUCCAUACCUCCUGUUGUCCUCUGCCACUGAGUCUCACUUGUCUUGCUUUUUGUUCUUUUUUUUUUUUUUUUAACACAGAAUAGACAACUUUCUCUAAGAUUCGCUGUCAACAUGAUUUCACUCAUCAGUUCAGAUUUCUAUUUUGAUUUGGAUUGCUAAAGCUCAUCGUUGCAUAACAGGGCUUCCAGCCUACUCUUGUUGUGCUUGCCGGUGGCCAUGAGUGUUUCAGCUAGCUUGUCUGUGCUUGUGGAUGAAUCAGGGCAUUAGAAACUAGCCUACCUUGUUUUUUCAAGAGAGGAACAUGCGAUUUGAAAAGUGGAUUUCUUUUCAUUUUAAACCAAUCUUUUCUAUCUCUUUAGAUAGGGUUACCUCAAUGCUGCACAGAACACAACUGCUAUACAUAAACUGUGUACUCUGCAUGCUGCUUUUACCCACACAAGGUGCGAGACACGGACUCUCGAGGGUAUUCCUUCAUACUUAUUUUUAGCUGUUGGAGCAUGGAUGAAAAGCGUAGUAAUCUUAAAAUGAGCAAUGCGUUCAGUAUGUUCUGUUACUCUCACCAGUCUUUAUUUGAGGGUCCCUGGAUGCUUUUUUCCCUUGAGGCUAAACUGAAAGUAGUAUCUCUCUGGAACUGACCAAAACAGGAGCUCCGGGAGAAAAACUGGAGUGCAAUGGAAGCUCUGUCAGCCACCGAGUCCAUGCUUCAAGGGAAACUCAGCAAAGCUGUCAAGGUUCGACACCCCCCACCUGCUUCACUCUAGUUCCAAUCUGAUGCAUCUCCUCCAUCCUUCCCCCCAAGAAAUGCUUUUUUUUUUUUUUGCCAUGAUUGACCCCGUGAAAUGUCUUUUUUUUUUUUCACCACCAUUCAUAACAAAGCUGCAUACUCAUUUACCUCCCUCUCGCUCCCCUUUCCUCUGAUGUUUGGCCUUCAGUUCUCAAUUGGCUGUGUGUUGAGCUGUUGAACUUUGCUUCUACACCAGGAAAAGUUUGAGUUCAUCAUCUUGAAUAUUGGUUUCUUCAGCAGAUCUAUUUGUGCUUUAAGCCCUGAAUUAUACAAAAAAAAGACUUCUCCCUGUCCAGAGCUUCAGCUGAUGCUUGGUAAUGAGUGUGCAGUGUCCUAGAAAUAAUUUCACUAGGUUUCAUUAGACUGAGAUUCACAAUAAUCAUUCUUGCAGCUUCUCGUCUUUACUUUUAUGUGGCUUAUUUCUAGCAUGUUUUUCUCCUCAUCCUGAUUUGGACAUCCAUACUGUCAAUACAGCUAGGGAUGUAACACUACACUAAAUCAUGACAUGUUACAUUUCAGGGUCUUUUCGUCAUAUAUUAAAGGUGUCAGUUACCCAGUUUAUGUUUCAGCUUUAGAGAAGAAAGUGCUUCAUAAGAAUGUUGUUUGUGAUGCUGUAGAUUACUUUAUUUCAUGUUAAGACAUGCUUUUAUUUUGAAAGGAUGCAACAGGCACCUCCACUAGAUAGUGAAGUUACAGGAGAAAAUGAAGACAGCUAAAUUAGCAGCCAACAAAAACAAAAGCUGUAUUUGUGCAAAUAUAGAGGAGAAGUGGUGAAAAAAAAAGAUUAAAAUAUCAAUAACUGAUGUUUAAAGAAAGAAGCUGCAGUGGUCAUCACGUAUAAUUUUGCGAGCUGCUCAGGUGUUAUUGACACUGGCCGUGUUUCCUUGUCCCCAAAAUCUUUAGCUGCUGUCAUUUAGAAUUUGGUAUCAACAUGCCCCCAGGGUGAUCAGAUCUCAAGUUGAUAGCUCUGAAUAUUAGCAUUCAUGCUUUGCAUCAACAUGCGUCACCAAAUGUGACUCCAGUCCAGUGACUACUUGUGAUCCGAUCUGACUUUGUGGCUCCGGAUAAAAAUUAGCAUGAGGCCCCAUGUAGCUAACUGUAAGAUCAGUCAAAGAUGAUAAUAAACACUACACCACUAUCCAAACUUAGAUUCUGUGAAGCGUGGUGUUCUUAGGGUUACGGUUUUGAGGUUCAUCGCGUUAACUGAAAUGACCUCACAGCUAACUCAAGUCUUUUGUUACAGUGGAAAAAAGAUCGAUGUCAUUAACACAUAGAUCUGCAUUGCGUCUCAUAACCACACUGCACUAUGAAACUCUGAGAACUGCUACUUCAGCUCUCUGUGUGUUAUUCACAGCAUGUGGAGGCCUUGAUGGUGCAGUUUAUCAGGGUGUCAGUCUCUUUUUAUUCACAUGAAAGGCAUUACUAAAGACUAUGAUAAAGCUAUUCAUUGAUAAGAUGUUUUACUUAUGAAAGACUGCAGAGAAAUAUUGACUCUGUAUGGUUUGGCAGUCUUUAACUUCUCUUCAUAAGUGCCAUGGAUACAGACAGGGGGGGCGGUCCUUGAUGAGGCCCAGGAUACAUGACCUCACACAUUCUGACCACAACUGUAUGUGGACUAAGAGAGCAGAUCAGAUUCUGUCCUGGGGGUGCAUUGAGGUGUGUUCACACCUGUGGUUAAGGCUGACCACUUGUGGUCUAAUUACCCAGGAGGCAUGUCAGUGCUAAAGUUAAAUAGGGACAGAACACAUCAAGCACCCUCUGAUGUGUAACGAUUUUCAACUCUCUUGCGAAUACCUUUACGUCCUUGAGUAUAGCUAAUUAUUCAGCGGACAAAUGUGUGUUUAAUCGCUGAAAACUCAGUCCAGAACAUGUGAUUAUCAAAAGUAGUUAAACAUGCUACAGUUUUCCUUGUGUUUCUUUCUAGAAGCAGAGCCACAGGUUCCUUGGUAUUAACAUAGUGAGCUACCAGAUAGCUGGUCUAUUAACAGUUCCUGUGACGUCUGUGUAUUUUCGUCGCCCUCCACUACAUUAGAGAAGGGUACAUGCUGAACUGUCAGCACAGCAGCUGCUCCUCUGCCAUCUGAGUACAGUAGAAAGCUCCUUCUCAGAGCCGAGCCAGGGAGUUCCUUGGCAGCUGUUGUGUACUGUCAGUGCACGCUGGUCGCAUUUACUUGUCUCUGAGCCGCCUUCUGACACAGUGUGUUAAUGUGAAUAGUGGUUCGAGCGCCAGCUGGCUAGUGCUUGGCGUACAUUCUCCCUCCAGGCCACAGAGUGACAGUGCAUGAUGCUAGCCUAUUGUGGGAGGACUGAUAGCUACCUUUUUAUUUAUUGAGGAGUUUCAAGGUAUUUUCCUGAAAUCAGACUUGAUGUAUUUAUGGUUGCAGGAGGAGUGAAGCAUGUGAUAUGCUCUGAAUGGCAGAUUGCUGACACUUUGUGUAGGUGUGGCCCGUUGAGAGAUGUUUUCUCGGGGUAAUUGGAAGUAGAAGCCAGACUGUUUAUCACAUUGCUCUUUUCUCAAGUGAUGAUUUGGAUGCUGAAUCAUUCCUGCGACAUUGAUUGGAGCAACUCAAUUGAUGAUUUCAAAUUUGCUUUGACGUCCUUUUCAUUGAGAGAACUGAACUUUUUUAACAAUCCGCGCUUAAUCAGCACCCCUUUGUUUUUUUUCCUCUUUCCUCUUCACCCCACCCAUCGCCUUGCAGGAGAACCAGACAGAACUGGCAGCAAUUCAGGCUGAGUGUCGAGAUGUUCUGCACAGACUUCUGCCCCAUGUGCCUCUGCCCAGUGAGCAGGUAUGGUUAAUCAUGACAUUUGUACCUCAUGCAAGUUGUGAUAAACACACUUUUUACUCUGUUGUACUGGUGUUUCUCUGCUUAUUCUUGUCUCCUUGUGUCCUCUGUCAAAUAGAACCAUCAGGAGUGGCUCCAGAGAUUUGAAGCAGCAGCAGCAGCUGAAAGCUCAGCCACACAAUCCACCCCUGCAUCAGGGGAUUCCAAGGUAAAUAAAAUGGAUUCAAAGUUGAACACCUUCCUCUUAAUUUGAAGGUAUUUUUGGUUAAAUGUACCCUCCCUUGGGUUUUCCAGGGACUGGCUGAGAAGCUGAAAGAGGCCGAGGAAACCCAAAAGAUUCUACAGAAAGACUGUGAGACAUACAAGAAGGUUUUAGCAGAGACGGUGAGACGAGUCUCGUUUUGAACUUUGGAUUUAAAUUUUGAAUUGUGGUGUUAUUUAGUAGACUGAGCUGUAAUUCCUGCUGCGUCCUCAGGAGGGCAUCCUGCAGCGCCUUCAGAGCAGUGUGGAGCAGGAGGAGUCUCGCUGGAGGGUGAAACUGGAGCUAUCGCAAGGAGAGCUCAGAGAGGUGAGUUUUCAGGUUUUGUUCGGAGUGAACACCUCAGGUAAAAAUCAGAUCACUCAGGCGAUGAAUUAUUGCACCAUUUCAAAGCUUUACUCUCUUGUGCUCACUAUAGAUGAGCCAAAAAGUCACAACUUUGGAGCAAGAAAUUGAGAGACUAAGUGAUGGAGCAGAAUUGGAAAAUGUAAGUUAUCUUCAAGCACACGCCUCACGCUAAAUACCAAACUACAAAAACUUGGUUUAUAAGUUUAUGAAACCUCUGUUGGUGUCUUUAGCUGAGAAGAGAAAAGCAGCACUUGGAGUCAGAGUUGGAGAGGGCAGAGCGUGAGAGUGCCACAUAUGUGACGGAGGUCAGAGAGGUGAGCAUAAAAUAUAGCAGCUUACGCCAGUCUGGUCACAUCCUGUCAUGCCACAGCAUCCAUCCUGGUAUGAGAGAGCUUUCUUGAAUGUCAGUGUCAUGUUCAUGGUGUGUUUUCAUGUUUUUUUUGUUUUUUUUAACAUCCUGUACUUUAAUUCUGGGCAUAUCGAGUGAACACCACACAUGAUUGAUAUUGUAAAAUAGAUUUUAAAAUGUCUCACAUAGUGAGCUCUGGAUAUAACUUAGCCACAGAACUUACAAGACUAACACAAUCAAGCACCUUUGGGGAUUUAUAGUCAUGCACAACAGGCUCUUGUGCUUUGUUAUUUCUGUAUCUCUACAUGGCUCUGCUUUUUCCUGAGCAGUAUUCCCCUCUGCCCUUAUAACCUGAUCAAUUCAUGCACAGUUUGUGUGCACGUAGUGCUCUCUCCUGGACAAACUCCCCUCAGCCUCUGAUUAAACAAAUAAUCUUAAUUUCAGCUCAAAGAUCUGUUGACUGAAUUGCAGACCAGGCUUGAUGGCUCAUAUACAGAGGCUAUCAGACAGAAUGAGGAGCUGAAUUUGGUAAGCGCUUCUCACUCUCUAGCUAGAUCUCCUGAGAGAAAAAAAAAAAAAGAAGGAAAAAGAAAAGCUCUUCCUUAUUGCGCUUAGCAGCAGUGGCUCCUCCUCCCUGGACGGGGACUUCUUCUGCGACUGUGGGUCAUCAGUCCAUAACCUCUACAUACUCACCUAAACCUUACCUAAGGGAUGAUUUUCUCUUAUAUCUGAGUGAAUUUGUCAAGUAGAAAAGUAAAAGAGGUUGCGAAUGAUGACUCACCUUCACACUUAGUGGUACUUACAGGACUAACACCUUCUCCUUUCUUUCUCUCUACUGGUGCUUCUUGUUAAUUUUGGUCAGGCAUCUAACAGAAAGCUUACACCUCGUAGUCCCAAAAAAGCUCCUUUUUUCCUUAUCUUCACCUUCAACUUCACACUGUUGUUCCCCACAUGAACCUUCUGUCUGUCUGAGUCACUUCUUCUAUGAAUUUCACUGGAAAUUUUAAUCUUUGUCAACUGUUUGCUGAGCAGUACGCAUCAGCUGCAUUCAGGCCAACAAAAGCACUGUACAAAAAAAGCCUCCUGGGUAAAUUACAAGGUCAUGAAACACAACGUGUUGCCAAACUCUUGUUGCACAAUCAUAAUUUGGCCCAUUAGGUUUACGCUUGCCCAUAUGAUCUAGUCGACAACACUCCCAGGUGAAGGAAGUGACUAAUCUUGGAAAGUUACUUGCUGCACUAUUUCCUGGGCUGUAAAAUCUUGAUUUGAAGUGUCAUAAAGUGCUCUGCUGUGAUACGGCCUCUGAUAAGGCUUUAAAUUUUAACCUUUCAUCACCCUGAACUUUUAGAUGUGUGAUUCAUCUUCCCACAAGUAGCUGUAACAUCCUACCCACACCAACGCAGCCCCAAACACUGGGUUUUUUUAUGCAGUGCUAUUUUGGUUCAAACAAGGCCAAAGUAGGACAGUCACAGUACUGUUCGAUUUUGGUGCAAAUGUGGAGCCGUUGUUAUGUUUGCUUGAGCUAAAUGCUUUAAGUUAAGCAAAAUCAUAAAUGGUUUUAAAUAGCUGUAAGUCAUGUGCUGAAAGUUUGUUUUGAUUCCAGCUGAAAACCCAGCUCACUGAGACUCUGCUAAAGCUGGAGACGGAAGAGAACGAGAGGCAAAAGGUGGCUGGUGACCUCUAUAAGGUAAAAAUGCUCAUAUUCUUUAUUUCACCACUGAUUUAAGUCCAUCUCCAGACCAGGCUGUUAAAAGUGGAUCUCUUUGCGCUUUAAUCCAGGCCCAACAGUCUCUCGACCUGAUCCAGGGGGAGCUCUCAAACGUGACUGACAAUGCUGAUGACCUGAUAGAGAACAGCAGUCUGACGUCACAGAGAGUAAGAGUUUGAGUGAAUGUUUGCUCGUGAAUUUUUUGGAUUUAUGGUUGGUUUAAUUGCAUCUUCUACUCCGGCAGGAAGAGAUUGACAGAAAGGAGAAAAUGACUGCAGGGCUGAACCAAACAGUCACAGAACUGCAGCAGCUGCUACAAGCCGUCAGCCGGCAACUCACCAAGGGACAGGAAGGGGUAAGACCUGUUACAACCCAAUGAAACUGAAUAACAUCAAAGUCCCUGUCUAUGUACAUGCAACAGUAUCUGACUUUGAAACUUGCUGCUUUUCCUCCAGGAGGGGGAAAAAGACCUGCCCAAGGUAUAGUAAGAGGACGACAGACCCCCUCCCCCCACGCAGCCACCCUGACUGCACUUCAGAGACCACAUUUGACCUUCAGUCUCAUCACUACCACCAUCACACCAUACUGUCAGGCCCAGCCUUCCCCCUUCCUCCGACUCCUGUCACCCCACCUGUACUGUAGGCCACCUCCAAGUGACUCUGGGAAACCACUCCCAGUCCCCACAGCCGGCCAUAAAGGGAGCAGGCCAUGGUUACUGUUCACUCCAAACACUCCACACACUGUACCAGAACACACUACUCUGCUCCCACCACAUUCCUCUUCUUCAGCAGCAUCACCAGUUAAUUUUUGUCCUUAACUUAAAAAUGACUUUCAGCAUCAUUUAAACUGUGUGGCAACCAUUCCUCUGUUUAAAAACACCUGUAUUUUCAAUGAACUCCUUUUUGAAUACUGCAGUAGUUUGUUGUUUAUUUGUAAUGAGAGGGCAGUGAUACAAAUUUCCAACUUGAUGAGAACAAGCUUUGGGUUUUUUCAGUCUUUUUUUUUUCUUAACUUCAAGACAUGUAUUGUUUAAAUGUAACAGUUAGGACCUGCUGAAAUACACAAUGUUGUUGAUCUGUUUGCCUCCUGACCAGAAAAACUAUCACAAACUGUGCAUUCAUGAAGUCAUAGCUCCAUGCAUACCUUGGCUGAGUAUUGGGCGAGAGAAAGGGGGGAUCAGAAGGGGUCUCAGCAUAUCAGGAGGGUCACCGCGUGACUAUAACCGCAGAGAUGCAUGGACAAACUGUAGUCAAGUGUGUACUGCAGCUCCAGAGAGAGAAGGAAGUCUGUGACCCUGGCUGGGGAGCGAGAAGGCCAGGUCAACAGUGUUAGGUUUUUAAUCCUACUGCAACUACUCUAGGAAUAAGCGUCCCAUAUCAUCUGUAAUCAACACUUGCUAUAUUGUUGCUAAGUUCAUUAACACUGAAGAUUUUGUUCUUUUUGUAACAGGUGAUGUUAAUAAAAGGGAUGCUUGAUAAAUCUGUCCAGCGUCCUGUGCUGCUUGUUUUUAUUCUCUUGCACUUCCUUCUUCCUACCACUAUGAGGCAGCACAUGCCUUUGUGGAGUUGCAAAUAGAAUUCUAAAUUUGCACUGGGAAAUGAAGCUUUGGCUGGAAGGUACAUUCUGUUUAGGCUACAUGUUCAUCUGACUUCCUCUUCAUCAUGUUAGUCCUGCUGUGGUGUUAUUUAAGUGUCUGAGAGGUGAGGACUCUACAAUCAAGAGUCUGGAACAUCCAGGGUGUGAACAGCUUCCUGUGAUGCAAGCAUGCGGCUGUAUAAUCCCUUUUGAACAGGAGACAUGUCUCAUAUCCUGAGUGUGGUUUCACAAUAUGUUUCCUCUCAACCAGAAGACUUUAAGAGAAGUCCGGAUGCCAUUGCUGAUGCAAUAUAAACCUUAAC
Messenger RNA from Xyrichtys novacula (pearly razorfish), 20280 nucleotides. Lineage: Eukaryota; Metazoa; Chordata; Actinopteri; Labriformes; Labridae. The record is from the annotation of a GenBank genome assembly.